Perca fluviatilis (European perch) is the source of this 1630-nucleotide messenger RNA. Its product is annotated as nuclear pore complex protein Nup160-like. The transcript has 13 exons. Gene Ontology annotation, cellular component: nuclear pore. The coding region runs from base 1 to 1623 and encodes 540 amino acids. Gene Ontology annotation, molecular function: structural constituent of nuclear pore. The record is from RefSeq and is a predicted model, not a curated record. Lineage: Eukaryota; Metazoa; Chordata; Actinopteri; Perciformes; Percidae.
AUGCAGUCGGCUUCAAUCGAGCUUAUGUUGAGCCUGCAGGACGCUGCUCACAGCGCCGUCAUCCCCGGCUCGCUGAGUCCGACCACCGGCACCGCCUGGCUCAGUCUAUCUGGAGAGGCUCACUACGCCCUGGCUGCACCGGCCGGAGGCAUCGUGGUGCUCUCUCUGCCGCCGUACGGCACGCAAGGCAGCGUGUCGGUGGUGGAGCUGAAGAGGAGCUCCAUGAUGCGGAGGUUUUCCGGCUGGAUGCCGACAGCGAUCCGUGGAGACCAGAGUCCGUCUGACCGAGCGCUGAGUCUGGCUGUCAGAGAGCUGGAGGAAGACUGUUAUCUUCGCUUGUGUCAGGGACCUGCACAAGCUGCGCGAUGUGGUCCUUCACGGAGCAGGCGUAGUGCUGGAGGCCGAUAUGUUGGACUACAUGCCGCCUGUAAAGGCGCUGAAGCGAACCCUGGUAACGCCAACGGCGCGCCUGGCGCUCUCCCCAACAUCGGUCUGUGUCUCUGCGUCUACCUCGCCGCCCUCAGAGGGGACAGUUCAGAUGCUGCAACUGGUCACCGCAACCAGCUACAGCCUCAACACAUCUCCUCCCUCUUCACCACACAGGAGACUCUUGGUGGAUUUCUCUCUGGCCCCCGGACAGACAUCUGGGGUGUCUGGUGGACAAAUCCAACACCGCCAGCUGCCAAAUACAUCAACUUUGAGGAUAACUCGGCAGGAAACGUACCUGGAGGUUCUCUCUCCGGCCCGGCCACAGCUUCAGCCAUCGUUAAAGCUCUACAGAUCUUCCGGCGAGGCUCGGAGAGGAUCUCUGAUCUGUCCUGGGACAGUCUGAAGAAGGAGGUGACUGUUGCCGUGGAGACCGAGCUGCAGAGCAGCGUUACAGAGUUUGAGUUUUCUCAGGAGGAUUACCGCCAGCUGCAGGUGGAGUUCUGGUCCCGGUUCUACGCCUGCUGUCUGCAGUACCAGGAGUCUCUGUCAGAACCGCUGGGUCUCACUGUCAGCCCAAACACACACAUGGCCUGUCUGCUGAAGAAGGGCUUUGUGUCGUUCCUGCUGCCUUGUUUUGCUGUGGAUCACCUGUACCUGUCCUAUGACGAGUACCUGUUCUCAGAGGAGGAGACGCCGCUCACCGAAGACCCUGAGGUUGGGCGGGACGUCCUGCAGCUGGUGCAGUGCCUGCGUCUGGUCAGUGAUGCUGUUUCUGGAGAGAUGGCAUACGAGAUGGAGAAAGCUCUGGAACACCUUCAGUCACCGGAGAGGGCGGCAGAACUCGUCCUGGAGAACAUGCUGUCCAACGACAGUGAUAAUGUGAUCGAGGACAUCCAGAACAAACUGCAGGACAUCCGUAACCCGCUGGCAGCCAUGAUGGUUCUGCUGAGAGAGAUGGACCUGGAGACGGACUCGGAGGUCGGAGGAGACGCACACCUCACACCUGGUGCGAGUGUGAACACGAGGAUCAGCCUGUCUCAGCUGUACGGCAGCAGCUCGGCUGUUUCUGUCGUCUGUCAGGCCGUCUGUCACAUGACCAUGACCAGAGCGCUGUUCUGCAGAGACCUGCUGAUCCUGCAGAAACUCUACCUGCGCUUCGGAGACAACAACUGCCUUAAUUCUUGGUGGCAUUGAUUCAACA